AGAAGAGAGGCGGGGUCUCCCAAGGCCGGAGUCCCACGGCGGGCGGAGUCCACCAGGCCCCGCCUCUGGGGCCGCGCGGGCGCAUUGGCUGCACGGGGCGCGGGCGCUCGGUGGCACUUUGAACGAGGCGUGAAGCGGCUGGAACCGGAGUUACGGUGCUGACCGGGGUCCGGCCAGGUCGCUGCCGCCCUGACCAUGGCCGAGGCACGCGUGUCUCGCUGGUACUUUGGGGGGCUGGCUUCCUGCGGGGCCGCCUGCUGCACGCACCCGCUAGACCUGCUCAAGGUGCAUCUGCAGACCCAACAGGAGGUGAAGCUGCGCAUGACUGGAAUGGCCCUGCGGGUGGUGCAAACCGACGGCGUCCUGGCGCUCUACAAUGGCCUGAGCGCCUCGCUGUGCAGGCAGAUGACCUACUCCCUGACUCGGUUCGCCAUCUACGAGACCAUGCGGGACUACCUGACCAAGGACUGCCAGGGGCCUCUCCCCUUCCACCACAAGGUGUUGCUGGGCGGCAUCAGCGGUUUGACUGGAGGCUUCGUGGGGACCCCAGCAGAUUUGGUCAAUGUCAGGAUGCAGAAUGACAUGAAGCUGCCCCUGAGCCAGCGACGAAACUACUCUCAUGCCCUGGAUGGUCUGUACCGUGUGGCCCGUGAAGAAGGCCUGAAGAAGCUCUUCUCUGGAGCAACCAUGGCGUCCAGCCGCGGGGCCCUCGUCACGGUGGGCCAGCUGUCCUGCUAUGACCAGGCCAAGCAGCUGGUCCUCAGCACUGGGUACCUGUCUGACAACAUUUUCACUCACUUUGUCUCCAGUUUCAUUGCGGGUGGGUGUGCCACAUUUCUGUGCCAGCCCCUGGAUGUGCUGAAGACCCGCCUGAUGAACUCCAAGGGCGAGUAUCAGGGUGUUUUCCACUGUGCGAUGGAGACAGCAAAGCUUGGACCACUAGCCUUUUACAAGGGCCUCUUUCCCGCCGGCAUCCGUCUCAUCCCCCACACCGUGCUCACCUUCAUGUUUCUGGAGCAGCUCCGAAAGCACUUUGGCAUCAAAGUGCCAACCUGAUAUCGCCAGGGACAUGCGCGGCCACUGUGCUGAGCUUCCUGGAAGAAUGGGAAGGGAGCAGACGCCCCUCCUCCUUGGCCUGGGCCCGUGCUGUGUCCCCCAGCAGGCUUCCCACCCUUGGGCUGCCUCAGCCAGGGCUUGCUUUAGCGUCCUUGGUCCCUUCCUGGGCCCCCUGCUGUUGCACCUCUGCCCUACUUGCUCCCAGGCUCUCCACAUUGGGCUGUCUUCCCGCCCCAUGAUUCACUCAGGAGACCAGGUGUGGCCCAGGCUGCCGUCACUAUCCCCACCUCUCUGGUCGCUGCCCUGCCCCGCACGGCAAGCAGGGAGAAGUUGAGUGCACUCUCCGCUCCCGCUGGCCGUUCGCUGAGCCAUUUCCAGCCAGACCCUGAGUGGUGUGGCAGGGUACAGACCAGGGCAGCGUCUGCCACGCAGACAGCUCGAGCACCCGGGCCCGCAUGCACUGCCGUCAUGAGAGGGACCGCCAUGUAGUGCUCUAGAGAGAGUGCCUUCAGGAGAGGUGCAGCCUGCAGCACAGACCACCAGCAAAGGCCAAGACAGUGGGGUCCAGAGCUGGUGCCUGGGGUUCCCACGCGGGCCUCCUGCUUGCAGGGUCGGCUGCUUUAGUCGUCAUUUUCACUGACCCCUCCCACGCAGCAGCCGAGGCCAGCACCAGGAACUGGCUAUGUCCCUUACACAUCUGUGUCCUCCCUUUCCCGGCUUCCCCAGGGGGCAGAGCUGAGGCCAUGGAUUGUAUGUGCUUUCCCGAGACUUGCCUCCCUGUGUGGCCGUGGUCCCCCUCGUUAUCCCUCAGGCUUCAAAGCAGCCUGCCUUCCCUCAAAUGAGGUUGGGUGGCUCUACAUGAGUUUGGGCCUUGUGCCUGUUUGCCCCUCACAGUUCCCUCAGCACAAGGCCCUUGCCCUGGCCCUACCCAGGAGGUGGCAGUGGGCCCAGAGGCGGUGCCUGCUCUGCUCUUCGGGGUCUAAUAAACGGCGAGGCCUGGGAGACCACGUCUUCCCUGCACGCCCCUCACCAGCUCUGAA
Messenger RNA from Psammomys obesus (fat sand rat), 2096 nucleotides. It is a transcript of the gene Slc25a10, whose product is annotated as solute carrier family 25 member 10. Bases 196 to 1056 code for a protein of 286 amino acids. NCBI's taxonomy places the organism in Eukaryota, Metazoa, Chordata, Mammalia, Rodentia, Muridae. Gene Ontology annotation, molecular function: oxaloacetate transmembrane transporter activity; thiosulfate transmembrane transporter activity; succinate transmembrane transporter activity. The transcript has 11 exons. The record is from RefSeq and is a predicted model, not a curated record. Gene Ontology annotation, biological process: malate transmembrane transport; phosphate ion transmembrane transport; thiosulfate transport. Gene Ontology annotation, cellular component: mitochondrial membrane.